UGUUGGGCCCCUCCCUCCUGCGCGAGCCUCCGGGAGCCGCGGCGGCCUGCGGAACAACACCGAGCAGAAGCGGAACCGGAGCAGCAGGAGGAGGUCGCGGUGCGUCCAUGGUUCACGUCGGUGCGCUCUGCAUGGAUAACAGUGUGUGGAACGGUGGAGUCCGUCAGCUGAACAUCUUCAGAUCUGCAGAGGCCGAUGAGGAUUAGAGAUGAUGGAUGAAGAUGUGACAAGACUCGCUCUCCGUUCCCAGGAGCCGAAGAUCAUCCUGCACGGCUCCGACGACGGUGGGAUGUGUGGUGAGGAGUACGUGGUGGAGCUGCAGGAGACCGUCCUGCUGUCGGACGGGGAGAACGACGGCGAGAACGAGGGCGUGGCCGUACGGAGCGUCUCCUCCGACGAGCUCGUCAUCCAGGACGCCGUGGAGGACGUGGUGGCCGAGGACGACGAGGGCGUGGAGACCUGCGUGAUGUCACUGGAGGGCGAGGAGGAGGAGGAUGAAGAAGUGACGGUGGCGGAGGAGGAGCUGGAGGAGGAGGAGAGAGAGAACGAGCUGCACUCCUCUGGAGAUUAUCUCAUGAUCUCCUUGGAUGAAGAUGGUAAGAUGGUCUCUGCUGAUGGAGAGGAGGUGACUGUGGAGGGAGCGCUGGACGGUCAGCAGGUGGAGAAGGACGAGGACGGACAGGAAGUCAUCAAAGUUUACAUCUUCAAAGCCGACUCGGGGGACGACGAGCUCGGAGACUCAGACUCGGUGUGUAAGCCGCUGAGAGAGAAGAUGCUCUACAUGUCAGUGAGUGACGGCCAGAACAAUCAAACCGAAGGUGGAUCUAAACUCUCGGAUGAGGUGUACAUGGAGGUGGUGGUAGGAGGUGAGGAGCCGCUUACCAACGACAGAUCGUACGAACCGAAAGAGUUUAUACCCGUCAACUGGAGUGCUUAUGAUGAAUCUGAGUGUUGUGAGAACAGGAAUGGAGCAGCGAGUGCGGUUCUGCACAUCGACGAGUCCGACACGCCACACACACUCAAACAACAACAACAACAACACAGCAAAACACACCGACGAGCCGAGCACCGACAAGUACAGACAGCGAUCAUUAUCGGUCCGUACGGGCAGCCCCUCACCGUGUACCCCUGCUUCCUGUGCGGGAAGAAGUUCAAAUCCCGCGGCUUUCUGAAGCGGCACACGCGCAACCACCACCAGGACGUCCUGGACCGCAAGAAAUACCAGUGCACCGACUGCGACUUCUCCACCAACAAGAAAUCCAGUUUCCACGCUCACCUGGAGGAGCACACGCAGCACGGCAAGCCGGCGUUCGAACCCGAACCAGCCAAAGAGUUCCACCAGCAGGCGGCGCUGUUCUCCAACCGACUGCAGCCGCAACAGCAGCAGAAAGCGACCAAAGCGGCUCCAGUUCCCGCCAAAAAGGCGUACCGGUGCAAGUUCUGCGAGUACGUAAGCGCAGAGCAGGGUCUGUUAAACCGCCACCUGCUGGCCGCGCACAGUAAGAACUUCCCGCACGUGUGUGUGGAGUGUGGAAAGGGGUUCAGACACCCGUCAGAACUGAAGAAACACACGCGCACACACACGGGCGAAAAACCGUACUCCUGUCCGCACUGCAGCUACAAGUCGGCCGAUUCGUCCAACCUGAAGACGCACAUGAAGACCAAACACAGUCAGGAGGAGGAGGAGGAGGAACCGGCGCCGCCCGCAGCCGAAGAGAUCAGGGAAGAUACGGCGGAGACGCCGCGGGAGGACGAGGACGGAGACGAGGAGGAGGUUCGGGUUCAUCCGUGUGAGCUCUGUGAUCACCGCAGCUCCAAUUCCAGCGACCUGAAGCGGCACGUCAUCUCCGCCCACACCAGGGAUUAUCCUCACCAGUGCGACGUCUGCGGGAAAGGAUUCCACCGCCCGUCCGAGCUCAAAAAACACUCCCUUACCCACAAGGCCAAGCGCUCGCACCAGUGCCGCCACUGCAGCUUCAAAACCUCGGAUCCGUUCGUCCUGAGUCGGCACAUUUUAUCGGUUCACACUAAAGAACAGCAGCAGGAACAGGAAGAGGAACCGGAACCAAACCAGCAACAACAACCGCCCCCGCCGCCGUCUGUACCGACGCAGGACAAAACUCCGCCCAAAAAGACAGUCGGGGCGGCACAGCUGGCUCUAGGUGGGGCCCCCAUUAUUAAAAAGGUCGUCGGCGCCAAGGGGGCGCGGGAACGGCGGGUUUAUCAGUGCCAGUACUGCGACUACAGCACCGGCGACGCCUCGGGAUUCAAACGCCACGUCAUCUCCAUCCACACCAAGGAUUAUCCACACCGCUGCCAGUUCUGCUCCAAGGGCUUCCGCCGACCGUCCGAGAAAAACCAGCACAUCAUGCGCCACCACAAGGACAUGAUGCCCGCCGAGUGAGAACGGACCAGUACCCCCCCAACCCCGCCCCGCCCCGCCCCGCCCUGCUGCGCCACGUCCAGACCUGUCCCGUCCUCACCGCUUACAUCCUGCACUGUCUGCAUUUACAGCUUCCAUUUAUGUGUGUGUGUGUGUGUGUGUGUGUGUGUACUGAUGCACUUAAUGACCAAAAGUAUGUGGACGUCUGACCAAGAUCCUCAAAAGUUCAGGCACUGAUGCUAGAUGAAAGGUCUGAAUUGCAGUCAGUGUUCCAAUUUAUCCCACAUACGUUCAGGACCCUGUGCUCUUCGUGCACAGAGAGUCGUUAUGAAAUAGAAAAGGGUCUGUCCCAAACUGCGUCCGCGAAAUCGUAAGCAUAUUAUUUAUUUAUAGAGCUGAUUUUAUCCACCAGUGGGUGUGGCUGAAACACCUAGGUCUUGGGUGUUCACAUACUUUUGGCCAUGUGAUGUAUGUGUAAAGCAGGUGCCAUAAUUCCAAACACCAAACUUUAUUAGGACAGAAACUAAACAUCAGAGCUCCAGAUAGAAAAAAUUUAAUUAAAUUAAGCUACUAAAGGACGUUUAUUGUUCAGAAAACUCAAAAUAGAAUUAAUCAGAAAUCAAAAACAACCUUUUUUUUAUUAACAGGUAAAAAUAUUCUUCAUAAAUAAAUUACUGACCAAAGACAUUUUUAAUAAUGUAGAACGAGCGUUUAAUAAUAAUAUAAUAAUAAUCCAGACGCUGAAACCGGUCUUCUUUAUUCUCUUGUGUGGGUGCCCGGCCGGUCGAUAGGACAGAGGAGCUGAGAUUCGUACCCCAGAGCUCGAGAUCUCAGCGCUGCACCACCUGAGCACCUCUGUUUUAUUUAAUCACAGUCAAACAAAAACUGAUGAUGAAUUAAAUCUGUAUAAAAAACAUUUAACUAAAAUACAGGAAGAGGAAAUGUUUAUUAACGAGCUUUUAUUAACGAGAUAAAACAGUGUUAACCUUUUAAUCAGCAGUGUUUCUAACAAGCGGUGCCUAAUCAGACAGGCGACUGUGAGGACCAUUCCAGUUCCUGCAUUAGUUUCAGUACUUCAUGGACCGGCUCGUGUUUGUUUAGUGGAACCUGUGUGAUGUUUCCUGUGACUCUGGCUGCUACACAAUUCCACUACAGUAGCUCCACCUACAUGCUUAACUGUACACAGUGCUGGUGGUUUACAAAACUAAUGUUAUACAGACUUCACGUUUGUGCAAGCAAAGCUGUGCAGAAGAACGGUGCACCACCACUACAGGGUCACCAGCACUAUGGGGACUCUUUGUGGUCAUAUGGGGUCUUACUUUGCCACUGGUCCCAUAGAUUUAAUUCUUGUUUUUUUUUUUUUGAUUUUGCACUGAUUUCCAGUUUCCCCCUGAACCUUUGAGGACCUCGUGGUCGUCAAGUGUUAACACAAGGUCUAAAUUAUGCUCCAUAAUGAUCAGCUGAUGAUUUUCAGGACAAUUCUCGACCGAUCUAACGAGCCCCGUUAAGUCAAUAAGGGUCCGAGACUUCAGAAGUGGACGUUAUAAACUUUUGCACUUUUUUAAAGUUAAUUAAAUAUGUAUAUCAUAGCUGCUCGUUAACAUUUAAAAAUAUUUGUUUUAUGGGAUUGAUUUACUUUUAAUCACACUAAAAAUCAAUCAUGUGUAAAGAGUAAUUUAAGGGGUGCUUAAACUUUUGCACACUGGAGAUGAAGAUGAGAUGAUAUUUACUCUGUAUUUUCCCUCCUGCCGGCAUGCAUUGAACAUGGAUCCGGCGUCCACAUUCACUUGUGAAUAAGGUGACAGUUUAGCGGGACAGGGUUUGAUUUUGGAACGCAGCACUCAGAGCUUUAUCACUUUCAUCCAUUAUUUAUCAUUCUGCCUUUUAAUCUCUAUCAGAUUUGAUCUGGGGUGUCUUUAUACUUUAGAAAACACAGAGCUCGUCUCCCAGAUGACAUGAGGCAUCUUAAUAUUAAUUCCUAUCAGCUCUGUAUUAGCUGUGAUUAUUUAUAUGGCCUGUUUUAUAAAAGGUCUCAAGAAACGGUAUAAAACAGAAUUAUAAAUCAGGAAUGUACUUAAAAUACUGGAAUUACCUUCUCUGUCGUGUGAAACUGACCCGUCCAGAAAUAUCUGCACAUGUAAAUGCUAGAGAAAUGAAAGUGCUGCCAGUAGCCCAGUGAGGAGUCGUUAUGAGGAAUCAUUUGUGAGUGAAUCAGUGAAUCAUUUAUUCAAGAUGUCCCUGUUAACUUUACCUUACUAAUUAACCUGAUGUAGGAUUAACCUGCUAAACUGCCAUGUGAAGCUGCAUGUGUGUAAGACCAAAAGGCGUGUCAUACCGCUGAAGCUAACAUGCUAAUUACACGUGUUUUAAAUGUGUGAAAGGGGCUGUAGGCACCAUUUGAUUGGCUGUAGGCACCCACUUUGAUCCUGCACAGCUUUAUCAUUUUGUGUUGUUGCAUGCAGAAGGAAUCCCCGUCAUGUAUCGUUCUAGCAUGAGUGUGUGUUGGUGUGUGUGUGAUGCUAAGUGCAACAUCUCACACUUCUCCCACAUUUUUGAGGGACCCCAUUAGAGGAUUAGUUUUGUGCGACUGUGUGUGUGUGUGUGUGUGUGUUGUGAACAUUAGUGCCAUGCUGAAAUGCACUCACCAACCCUUCAUCAACUUUACAGGUGCUAGAAACACGUCACUGUGUGUGUGUUAUUAAUGCCUGCUAUGUAACACACACAUGCUGUGUCUGGUGUGUGUGUGUGUGUGUGUUUCACACCCUGUGGUGUCACUUUGAUUCCAUGUCCACAAAUUUUAGAAAUUGUUUUUUUUUUUUUGUCCCAAAAUUCCACCAAUCACAUUGCAGCUCUUAUUUAAACAAUUCAGAAUCCUGAAGACGAGAGGUCAGAAGGUCAUUAAUGCAUCCUUUAUUGUGACAUCACAAUUUCCAUCAAGCACUGGGUCACGCCUGGUCCCGUUUAGCCCCGCCCCCCUUUCUGCCCCGCCCUGUGCUCUUUUCUAUAGUAAGAUAUUAUUUAUAAGUGGGUGAGGUGCGUUGCGAGGGUGUGUAUAGUUUAGUGAUUCUAUAUGAGUGUAACUUAUUGUUUUGUACACAGAUCUGUAAAGAGAACCCGGAUGUAAACACUUCUUUUAAAGAAAUCUGAAAUGUGUGUGUUGUCCUGAGUGUCCUGAGUCCACGUUUAUUAAAAAAAAGAGUUAAAAAGGAAAUAAAAGAAAAUAUUUUCCUG
Molecule: messenger RNA, 5614 nt
Organism: Trichomycterus rosablanca
Lineage: Eukaryota; Metazoa; Chordata; Actinopteri; Siluriformes; Trichomycteridae
Product: zinc finger Y-chromosomal protein 1
Exons: 9
Coding region: 209-2404 (731 amino acids)
Biological process (GO): regulation of transcription by RNA polymerase II
Cellular component (GO): nucleus
Molecular function (GO): RNA polymerase II cis-regulatory region sequence-specific DNA binding; metal ion binding; DNA-binding transcription factor activity
Source: RefSeq, a predicted model, not a curated record